CUGGAGAAUGGACCCGAAAAGUUGCGUCAGGGCGGGUGCAAACCCCACUGCCGGGGUUCUGCCGCAUUCUUUUUUUCGCGUCAACGGUGGUCCGUGCUCGCUUUCCCAGCGCACAAACGGAGUCGGCAAGCCCUGACAAAAUUCAACACCAUCCUCUAGAAAUUUCAACCGCCUUAGAGGAACCGUCAACACCACUCGUCGCACUUCAAGUCAACGAACCCGUUCCCCCCCAAAAUUCGACAAAAUGGCCAAGCGCACGAAGAAGGUCGGAGUGACCGGAAAGUACGGUACCCGUUACGGUGCCUCCCUGCGUAAGCAGGUCAAGAAGAUGGAAAUCUCCCAGCACGCCAAGUACACCUGCACCUUCUGCGGCAAGCCUACCGUCAAGCGCCACUCCACCGGCAUCUGGAACUGCAGAGGCUGCAACAAGACCGUUGCUGGCGGUGCCUACACUGUCGCCACCCCCGCCGCUGCUGCCAUGCGCUCCACUCUCCGUCGUCUGAGAGAGAUUGCUGAGGUUUAAGGGACGGGAUUACGAAUGGUAGAUGGUUUCUGCUUUGCAUUUCGGGCGGUGUUGGGAAAAUCGGAUAUCGUGCCUACAUCCUGACGAUGGCCAUAACGGAACGGGUCUUCGGUCAGCUGCCAGAGGGACCAUUUGGUCAGCAAUGAAAAGAACUUGACGUACAACGAAACGUCCCCUCCCGAUCGCUUCCCCCUCCGUCCUUGAGAUACGCCCACCGACCUGCUCAGGCAAGUCACAACGUGAAGUGGUGAAGAGCGUUCCGAGGUCAUUUGGCAGGGCGUGUGGAGUUAGUUGGCAUGGAUAGAGUCAUCGACCCCGUCACUUCAGCCGCGUGGUUGAAGCGUCGAAGCGGGCCACCCAACAUCAAAAAAGAUUUGCUCCAGUCGUCAUGAAAGA
Colletotrichum phormii is the source of this 919-nucleotide messenger RNA. Its product is annotated as 60S ribosomal protein L43. The coding region runs from base 245 to 523 and encodes 92 amino acids. The record is from RefSeq and is a predicted model, not a curated record. NCBI's taxonomy places the organism in Eukaryota, Fungi, Ascomycota, Sordariomycetes, Glomerellales, Glomerellaceae. The transcript is spliced from 3 exons. Gene Ontology annotation, molecular function: structural constituent of ribosome. Gene Ontology annotation, biological process: translation. Gene Ontology annotation, cellular component: ribosome.